Ciona intestinalis (vase tunicate) is the source of this 690-nucleotide messenger RNA. The record is from the annotation of a RefSeq genome assembly. Lineage: Eukaryota; Metazoa; Chordata; Ascidiacea; Phlebobranchia; Cionidae.
AUGUAUCCUUAUACUUUUAUUCAAUUAACUGAUUCUAAUACUUUUUUUGGACAUGAGAUUGUUUUAUUUCAUGAUUUUUCUUUAGCUUCACUUAUAUUUAUUUUAACUGCUGUUUUAUUAAUAUUCAAAGCUUUAAAAAAAAAAAAAUUUGUAGUUUUGGCUUAUAAGAGGUCUAACAUGUUAGAGUUUUUAUGAACUUUUUUUCCUGUAUUUAUUUUAAUCUCUAUUGGAUUACCUUCACUUUAUCUAAUAUAUCUUCUUGAGAGAUCAUUUAAGAGAGAUUUAACAUUUAAGGUAGUCAGGCAUCAAUGAUAUUGAAGUUAUGAAAGGAGGGACUUUUGUGAUUUUGAUAUAUCUUCAUAUAUGAUUCCUUCAGAAGAUUUAGUAGAAAGGCAAUUUCGAUUAUUAGAAGUAGAUAAUACUAUAGUUUUACCCUAUUCUACCAAUAUUCGACUUAUAAUUACAUCUUACGAUGUUAUUCAUUCUUGAACUUUGCCUUCUUUAAAAAUGAAAGUUGAUGCAGUACCUGGUCGGUUGAAUACUAUAAAUAUUUUUUCUUUUCAACCUAGAUCUUUUUAUGGUCAGUGUAGUGAAAUUUGUGGAUUAUUACAUAGCUUUAUGCCUAUUCAUGUAGAAUUUGUAAAUUGAGAAACUUUUUUAAAUAAUGUUACGGAAGAAUCCUUUAAUUAA